Molecule: messenger RNA, 2751 nt
Organism: Cheilinus undulatus (humphead wrasse)
Lineage: Eukaryota; Metazoa; Chordata; Actinopteri; Labriformes; Labridae
Product: retinol-binding protein 3-like
Exons: 1
Coding region: 1-2751 (916 amino acids)
Biological process (GO): proteolysis
Molecular function (GO): serine-type peptidase activity
Source: RefSeq, a predicted model, not a curated record
AUGGCAUGGUUCAUGCCUCCCCUACUAUUGAUGCUUCACAUAUCUACAGUCAGGUCAUCAUUCCAGCACACCCUGGUGUUGGAAAUGGCCAAGAUUCUUUUGGAUAACUACUGCUUGCCUGAGAACCUAGCUGGGAUGCAGGAGGCCAUCCAACAAGCCAUCAACAGCAGAGAAAUCAUGCAGAUUUCAGACAAGAAAACUCUGGCAGCUGUCCUCACUAGUGGAGUACAAGGAGCGCUGAAUGAUCCGAGAUUGAUUGUGUCCUAUGAGCCGAAUUUUGUGCCGCCAAUGCUGCCAUCUCUAACCAAAGAGCAGCUUGCACGACUGGUGAGGAACUCUGUCAAGUUGGAUACUCUUGAAAACAACACUGGAUAUUUGCGGAUGGAUUGGAUCAUUGGGAAGGAGGCAGCCACAAAGCUUGGCUCCCGGCUGAGGGACAACAUCUGGGACAAGGUUGCCGGAACAUCCUCAUUAAUCUUUGACUUGAGGUAUAGCACAGCUGGAGAAUUUUCUGGAGUUCCCAUUAUCGUCUCUUAUUUCUCAGACCCCGGGACCCUCAUUCAUAUUGAUACUGUGUAUGACAGACCUUCAAAUGCAUCCAGGGAACUGUGGACCAUGCCAAGAAUGACUGGGAGAAGGUAUGGUAGAAAAAAAGACAUAAUUAUUUUGACCAGCAAGCGAACAGCAGGUGCUGCUGAGGCGGUGGCAUACGGAUUGAAAAACCUAAAGAGGGCUAUUGUUGUUGGAGAAAGGUCUGCUGGUGGAUCAGUAAGAGUCCAAAAGAUAAGGAUUGCCCAGACAGACUUCUACAUAACAGUUCCUGUGGCAAGGUCAAUAAGUCCAAUCACAGGCCAGAGCUGGGAAGUUCGUGGAGUUUCCCCAACCGUCUACACCAACGCCAAGGACGCUGUCGCAAAAGCCAAGUCCCUUUUAGUCGUAAGGAGAGCCAUUCCAAAAGUUGUGAAGAGUAUCUCUGAUAUGAUCGGGAGGUUUUACGCUUUCACAGACAAGGUUCCAGUUCUUCAGCACUGUCUUCAGUCUAUGGACUUGUUUUCUGUGGUAUCCAAAGAAGACCUGGCAACUAGACUCAACGAAAACCUCCAAGCAGUGUCUGAGGACCCAAGACUCAUCAUCAAAUACAAUCAAGAUGACGAUGCAGUGGUAGAGGAAGACCUUGAGCUUUACAAUGAACCCAGUCAUGUUGAGUUAUUGAAUGAACUGGUACACAAAACAUUCAAAGUGGAAAUUCUUGCACAUAAUACUGGCUAUCUCCGCUUUGACAAGUUUUUCAGGUUGUCCUCCUUGGCUGAAAUAGAAGAACUCAUGGCUAAAAAGGUAUGGGAGUCCCUCAAAGACACCAAUAAUCUGAUUAUUGACCUACGCUCUAACACGGGUGGCUCCUCAACCUCUCUGUCCUUAAUUCUGUCCUACUUGCAUGACGCAUCCCAGAAACAUCACUUUUUCACAAUAUAUGACAGAAUUAAGAACAUAUCAACAGAAUAUAACUCUUUCCAUGAAAUAACAGGGACAAGCUAUGGGUCCAGACGGGGGGUUUAUGUUUUGACCAGCUACCACACAGCAGGUGUCGGUGAAGAGUUUGCUUACUUGAUACAGUCCCUUCAUCGAGGCACAGUUAUCGGGGAAAUUACAUCUGGUGACCUCAUGCACUCAAAGACAUUCCAGAUAGAUGGGACGGAUAUUGCCAUCACUAUCCCUGUCAUUAACUUUUUAGACAACAACGGUGAAUGUUGGCUUGGAGGGGGCGUUGUCCCAGAUGCUAUAGUUCUCGCUGAGGAAGCUAUGGACCAAGUCCGUGAGAUUGCAGAUUUUCACCAAGGACUCAGGUCCCUCAUAGAGGGAACUGGAGAACUAUUGAAAAAAUACUAUGCAAGCCAUAAGGCCGCCCUCAAGGUCAGUAAUGAACUGUUGAGCAAAUGGGCUGAGGGAUUAUAUUGGUCGGUCGUUGACUUUGAAUCUUUGGCAUCUCAGCUGACAGCUGACAUCCAAGAAAGUUCAGGAGAUCAUCGCAUUCAUAUCUACCACUGCAUUGUUGAGCCUGAGGCUUCUCAUAAUGUCCCAAAGAUCCCUGCUCCUGAAGAAGUGGGUUACAUGAUUGAUGCUUUGUUUAAAGUUGAGAUCCUACCAGAUAAUGUCGGUUAUUUAAGGUUUGACAUGAUGCCAGAUGUAGAAGUAGUGAAAGCCAUUGGGCCUCAGCUGAUCCAGUUAGUUUGGAGCAAGAUAGCACACACAGGGGCCCUCAUUAUUGACAUGAGGUACAACACCGCUGGAUAUACAUCGGCAAUUCCUCUUUUGUGCACCUAUUUCUUUGAUGCUGAACCUUUACGGCAUAUUUACACAGUCUUUGACCGCACCACAAACACCAUGGCAGAGGUAAUGACAUUGCCACAGGUGAUUGGCCAAAGGUAUCUGACCUCCAAAGAUGUCUACAUCCUCACCAGCCAUAUGACAGGCUCAGCAGCUGAAGUCUUCACACGAGCUAUGAAGGAUCUAAAACGAGCCACAGUCAUUGGGGAGCCUACGAUUGGGGGGUCCCUAUCAAGUGGAACCUACCAGAUUGGGGGUAGCGUCCUAUACGCUUCCAUUCCUAAUCAGGUUGUGUUGAGUGCAAUCACUGGGAAAAUGUGGAGCAUGUCGGGGGUUGAGCCUGAUGUCACUGUCCAAGCCAAUGACGCUCCUCCUGCAGCACAAAAAAUCAUAGCAAGGCUGCUGAGGAGAGAGCCAAGAAAAUAG